Messenger RNA from Pristis pectinata (smalltooth sawfish), 10350 nucleotides. RefSeq names its product HIVEP zinc finger 2a (gene hivep2a). Gene Ontology annotation, biological process: regulation of transcription by RNA polymerase II. NCBI's taxonomy places the organism in Eukaryota, Metazoa, Chordata, Chondrichthyes, Rhinopristiformes, Pristidae. The transcript has 8 exons. Gene Ontology annotation, molecular function: RNA polymerase II cis-regulatory region sequence-specific DNA binding; DNA-binding transcription factor activity, RNA polymerase II-specific. Bases 1368 to 8114 code for a protein of 2248 amino acids. Gene Ontology annotation, cellular component: nucleus. The record is from RefSeq and is a predicted model, not a curated record.
AGUGUGUGUUUAUCUUUGUGUGUGUGCAUCAGUGUGUAUUGUGUGCUUGUGCGUCAAUGUGUGUGUGUAUGUGUGUGUUUGUGCGUCAGUAUGUGUGUGUGUUUGUGCGUUAAUCUGUGUGUGUGCAUGUGUGCGCGUCAGUGUCUGUGUGUGUUUAUCUGUGUGUGUGUGUGUUUGUGCAUCAGUGUCUGUGUGUGUUUGUGCGUCAGUGUCUGUGUGUGUGUUUGUGCGUUAGUGUCUGUGUGUGUGCGCGUUAGUGUCUGUAUGAGUUUAUCUGUGUGUGUGUGUUUGUGCGUUAGUGUCUGUGUGUUUGUGUGUCUGUGUGUUUGUGUGUGUGUUUGUGCAUCAGUGUGUGUAUGUUUCUGCAUGCAUGUGUGUGUGUGUGCGCGCGCGUGUGUGUGCAUCAGUGUGUGUGGGUUGUCUGCCUGUGCAUGUUGAGUGCAGUCAGGAUUGAAAAGGGAUUCCACAUAUAAGCAGAUCUGAAGGACUGUCCCACCAGGCAAGAGCCCCGUCGCCCUGUGACCUCCACUCAGGCACACAUCUCUGCCUUCAGAGGACAUGCAGGGAAAAUCAAAGCAGCCGUGAUGUUUGCUUUUACUGUGGAACAUGUGGAUGCACUAAAACCCCUCCAAGCCCUUAGCAGGGUGAAUCACCUUUGACGUGGAAGCAGCCCAGUUACAUUGGGAAGCUGGCGGCAGUAUUGGUUCAGCCCUCAAGUACAGAGCCAACAACAGAGCCAAAACAGAUAACUGGUGCCUCGAUAAAGAAUUGUUGGGAUUAGCUUAACCCGGGUGAAGCUCAAAGUAUAAACAGGAGAGCCGUUGCAAAGCCCAGACGCCUCCGGAGAGAUCGGAAGGGAGGUCCCCCCUCCCGAGAGCAGAGCCUUGCCUGCUGCCCGACCCACUGGCCGGGCACUGAGUCAGGAGGGAGCACCCGGACGGGAAGGAGACGAUUUGCCAGAGUUCUCAGCAUUCCCAGGUGCGGCGAUGUUACGGGAUCGGAGGAAAGGAGGGGCAGGGAUGCCGCUUGCCUGCGCCAACUGAACAGGAUGCUGCUUUAUAAUGGGAACGACGGAGCAGUGGAGAGCGACGAUUAUUCCCCAGGCGUGCCACAAGUGCAGUCAGAGAAAUAGUUUGCCGUCGGACCUUCAGCGGCAGAGCGGACUUUGCGAGGGAAGGGCGCAGUGAUUGGAGAGAACGGUUUGAUGCGCGGCAGAGUUCUGUGGCAGCAACCGGCGCAGACCAGAGCCGACGAGGAGGUGUGUCCUGGACUUCUGAUGGCAGGAGGGAGGCUGCCUUAGGCCCGGCUUCAGACUGUUGUCACCACAGGGCACCGGCAGUCUGGCACUUGCGGCCCUCCACAGCGAGAUGGAACCCAAGCACACCGCGCUGAGCUCGGCUCAGCUACAGGACUCCAGUGGCAUGGGGCAAGGCAACAGGGAGUGGACGUCCCUGCCCAGAGAGCAGCCCGGCACCUUCGCCGAACAGGUGGCGCCCCGGCGGACGAUGGAGGCCGCACAGCCUUAUUACCGGGCCCUGCCUUCCGAGGCUGCCCCGCCCCCUCCUCCGCCCCCUCCCCCUCCGCCGCCUCCUCCCCCCCACCACCAGCACCUGCUCGCCAGCCACUACCGCUACCCCCACCCGCCGUUCCCAGCCUUCCCCCGCCACCAGCCCAGCGCCCCGGCUUACCAGCCCAACCCCAGCCCCGAGCCGGGCCCCGAUGGCAGGGCCUGGCAGUUCGGUGGCCAGCCGGAGACCGGCAGGACCCCGGAGCCCUUCCUUGGCCCUCCCCAGGCCCGGCCCCACCAGGGGAAGAAGGCGGGGGCCCCGCCGGCCUUCCGCCACUUCCAGCAGGGUGCGCUGGGCCCCAGGGACGAGCGCAAGGCCCGCAAGCCAGGCCGCCACAUCUGCCCGUACUGCGGCCGGGCCUGCGCCAAACCCAGCGUGCUGAAGAAGCACAUCCGCUCCCACACGGGCGAAAGGCCGUACCCCUGUGGCCCCUGCGGGUUCUCCUUCAAGACCAAGAGCAAUCUCUACAAGCACCGUAAAUCGCACGCCCACGCCAUCAAGGCCGGCCUGGUGCCCGUGGCCGAGCAGGGGGCAAGCCCCGGCGAGGAGCCCGAGCUGCCCUCCGAGGGUGACGAGAGCACGGACACGGACGAGGAGGUGCGGCUGGGCGGCAGGCCCUCGCCCCGGGGGGAACUGGAGGCCUCAGUCACUGGGGGCGACGAGGAGGCCUACCUCCGGGCCGGGUGUGGCGGCCCACCAGCCGAGGAGGAGCCCCCACCCCCUCACCCCCACAUGAAGGUUCCCAUCCUCAUCGUGCCCAGGGCCUCGGGGGGGGCGGGCGGCCAGACUGAGGCCCCCGCCUUCGUCAAGGCUGAGCCCUGCCCGAGCCCCAGCUACGGCGGGCAGCGGGCUGUUAAGCAGAAGCUGGCGCUGAGGCUGAGCGAGAAGCGAGGCCAGGACAGUGAGCAGUCGUCCCUCAACCUCCUCAGCCCCCACAGCAAGGGGAGCACGGACUCCGGCUAUUUCUCCCGCUCGGAGAGCGCUGAGCAGCAGGCCAGCCCGCCCAACACCAACGCCAAGUCCUACGCUGAGAUCAUCUUCGGCAAGUUCGCCCGGCUGGCUCCCAGGCCACUGGUGGCCAACGUCGCCGCCCAGGAGCCCCAGCUGGUGGGUCUGAAGGAGAAGGCCGAGGCCCUGCCCCUGCCCCUGCCCCUGCCCAGCUCCAAGCCCGACAUCGAGAAGCUGAUCGAGGAGCACAUCAUCCAGCUGAUCGCACGCAACGAGGUGCUGAUGGAGCCAGCCCAGGCUGGUAGCGGCAAAGUCCGGCCGUACUUCUUACCUGGGGAGGACGGAGCCUUGGCCUUGCAGCCCAGCAGCAAGGCCGAGGCCUACCGCCUCGGCUCCCGGCUGGCCCAGGCCGAGACGGAGUUGUUGGGCAUCCCCGCUGCCGACAGCGGGGAGAGCGCCCCGCUCAUCCGUAGCAACUCAAUGCCCAUAACCUCGGGCAGCGGCUUAGGCGUGCCGCAGGUGCUCCGGGGCAGCCACUCCUUUGACGAGAGGAUGACCUCAUCCGACGACGUCUUCCACUCCAGCUCCGCAAUCCUGUCCCACCAGCGGCUGCUGAAGAGGCAGACAGCCAUCGAGCUCUUCCCUGGCCUGGAGGCUCCGUCCCUGUCCGACGAGGCCGAGGCCGGGCACACCCUCCCGCGGGGCGUGCUGGCGCCCAAGGCAGAGGAAGGAGAGUCCGGCGAGGCGGAGGCCCGGUGGGGGCAGAGGGGCCAGGGCUCAGUGUUCGAGUGCGAGGCGUGCGGCGUGAAGUACCAGAUCUGGGACAACUUCGAGGCCCACCGCAGGUUCUACUGCAUGCCAACGCACGGGCCAAGGGCCAAGGGCCUGGCCCACCGGGCCGCUGCCCCCAGCGAGGUCUGCCCAGAGUACCCGGGCCUACCUCAGGCCCCUUCCCACAAGCCCGGCCAGGGCCCAGAGAACCUGCCCUUCCGCAAGAGGAGGAAGGAGAAGAGCGUGGGGGACGAGGACGAGCUCGCUGGUGACUACGGGAGCACGUACAGCGGCUCCAGCACCUCCCUGGCCUCCCUCUGCGACUCCAAGGCCGAGAGCCUCGACCAGGAGCCGGCGGUCAGGGCCCCUCCCGUCCCGCCACCCGGCGCCCCAAGGGUCGCCGAGGGUUACAAGCUGGGCGGCCUGGCAGACGAGAAGGAGGUGCAUGGGCAGGACGAGGGCCCCGGCGCCCCCGAGACCUGGCCUGCCUCGCCUCAGGCCUGCCGCAGACCCGGUGGCAAUGAGAUCUCCGUCAUCCAGCACACCAACUCCCUUAGCCGGCCCAGCUCCUUCGAGCGCACCGAGUCCAUGGAGGUGACUCCCUCCCUCCAGCCCGGGGACUCUGCCUCGCCCUCCGAGGCCCAGGACGUCCCUCAGCCCGAGUCAUCUGAGGCGGCAGCCCAGUCGGGCCUAGCCUCUUCCCUGUCCCCUCAGCCCAAGCUGGUCCGCCAGCGCAACAUCCAGGUCCCCGAGAUCCGGGUGACCGAGGAGCCAGACAAGCCCGAGAGAGAGCAGGAACCUCCGGCCAAGGAGCCUGAGAAGGCUGCAGAAGAGUUCCAGUGGCCCCAGCGCAGCGAGACACUGUCCCAGCUGCCAGCCGAGAAGCUGCCACCCAAGAAGAAGAGGCUGCGACUGGCCGAGUUGGAGUACUCGUCCGGGGACUCCAGCUUCGACUCAGGCACCUUGAGUCGCAGUCCCAGCCAGGAGAGCAACUGGUCGCACAGUUCCAGUUUCUCCCUCUCGCUGGACAGGGAGGAGGGGGCGAGGGGGGCGACAGAGCCGGGCCGAGCGCCCGCCGAGUACCUGACUGUGCCCUAUGGCACUGCUGGGCCCCAGCAGAAGGAGAUGAGGCGCUCAGCCUCUGAGCAGACGCCCUGCCAGCCGUGCGCCGAGGCGGCGGAGGCCCGCAGCAAGUCCUUCGACUACGGGAGCCUGUCGGCCGGCCCGGGGCCCCCGCUGCGCGCCUCCUCGCCUGUGGCAGCAGAGAGGAGGAGGUGCUUCCUGGUCCGGCAGGCCACCCUCAGCCAGUACUCGGAGAGCCCGCAGGGCGAGCAGGCUGCCGAGCCGCCCGAGCCCAUGCAGCUGGGCCAGGCCUACCCCCGGCUCCGCUCGCCGUCUCCAGGCUGCCGGUCACCCGGCAACGAGGCCUCCUCCUCCUCCUCCCCCCAGCUCCAGGCCCACCCCUACUUCCCAGGUGAGGGCCCGGCCUUCGGGCCGCGCCCCUACCCCACCCCCGAUGCCUACGGCCCCUGGCGGGCCCUCCCCCCGGAUCCCGAGGCCUGGCCGGCCGAGGUUAGGCCUCAGGCUCAGGCCAGGCCAGGCCGCUCGCCCUCGCCCCGCGCCUCGCCGCACCACUCGCCCUGCCGGGCCGCCCCACUAGGCCCCAUUGCCGCCGGCUCCCGGCCCGCCCCCCCGCUGCUGGUCCCAGUCAGGAUCCAGGCCCAGGUGCCCAGCUACGGCAGCGUGACCUACACCAGCGUCUGCCACUCGGCCGCCUCCUCGCGCCGCCAGCCGGGUGGCCUGCCCCUGCGCUCCAGGGCGGAGGAGCAGGCCUCGGGCCGGGCUCCCUCCUCCUCCUCCGCCCAGAGGGGUCCCUUCCUGCCCUGGCGCUUGGCCCCCUCUCCGGCCGGGCGCACUGGCCCGGAGCCGGGCCCGCCCCUGCCCCUGGGCCUGGCAGAGGGCUGCUCGCCCGCCGGAGGCAGCAAGCGGGUGCUGUCGCCUGCCAGCAGCCUGGAGCUGGUGCUGGAGAGCCAGCAGCAGAAGCGGGUGAAGGAGGAGAGGAUCUGUGGGCAGAUGAUGGAGAAGCUCAGCCUGCAGGAGUCCUCCUCCCCACCCUCCUCCUCCCCCUCCUCCUUCUCCUCCUCCAUCGCUGCCCCGGCAACCAAGCCCCUCAAGCCCCAGCUGGUGAGGCAGCGCUGCACCACCGAGCUGAGGGAAGGCCGGGCCUCCUCGCCCUCGCUUUCCUCCUCCUCCUCCUCCUCCUCUUCCUCCUCCUCGCAGGACCUCCGGCCCCGUCCCCUCCCCGAGGUGGAGGGCGCCGGCGGAGAGAGCCCCCUGGCCCCCUCACCCGAGCCGCCCCCCUCCGCUGCCCACCGCUUCCCCAUCAGCAUGGUGGUGCAGGCGCCCUCGGGGCUGGGGGGCACCCUCCUGCUGGCCGACGCCUCCGACCUGCAGCAGUUCCUGCAGUUCCCCAGCCUGCGCAGCGCGGUGACCGUCAGCUGGUGCUUCCUGAACUACACCAAGCCCAACCCCGCCCGCCAGACUGCCCCCAAGUCCUCCAUCUACGCCACCUGGUGUGUCAGCUCGUACAACCCCAACCCGCCCGGCACGCCCACCAAGGUGGCCCUUGCCUUGCUGCGCUCCCGCCAGAGGGCCUGCCCGGAGAUCUACAUCACCUCCGCCGUCGGAUGGCCCAGUGCCGGCAAGUUGGUGGCUUCCAGCCGGUGGAAACAGCGACUAGCACAGAUUAAGUGGUACGAAUCUUCCCAGCAAGAGAGUGACAGAACUGGAAGGAAAACAGCAGGAAGUUUGGAGAAGGAGAGGGAUAAGAUGGAGACGUGUGUCACCAAAGACCAUGGAACCAAGAUGAUUGAGCCCACAAGGAUUAAAAUCUUUGACGGAGGCUACAAAUCCAACGAAGAUUAUGUUUAUGUGAGGGGGAGAGGAAGAGGGAAGUAUAUCUGCGAGGAAUGUGGAAUCCGGUGUAAAAAACCCAGCAUGCUGAAGAAACACAUCCGCACACACACAGACCUCCGGCCUUUCAUGUGCAAGUUCUGUAAUUUUGCCUUCAAAACAAAAGGAAACCUGACAAAACACAUGAAGUCGAAGGCUCACACCAAGAAGUGCUUGGAGCUGGGAAUAGCAAUAACCUGCAUGUACAGCACCGACACAGAAGAAACAGGAAUACCGGAUGAGACAGAGAAAGACACCCUGAACGAAGUGCCGGUCCUUCACCAGUUCUCAGACCCCGAGGACACAGACGGAGCGGAGGAGGAGGGAGAUGAAGACGAGGACGAUGAGGACGAUGACGAUGACGACAGGCAAGGAGACAGCACGCCGACCACGAGAUCUCGGAGUACGAGCCCCUUGGCCCGCAGUUCCAAGCCACCCUCAGUUACGUUUAGCAUCACCUCAGCCUCCUCAUUUGACAUUGCUCAUUCAAACAAUCAAUCUUCCCUCAUCAGCUACCUUGUCACAGUACCGAGGAUCCAAGUGACUCAGCUCAUGCCCCCUAGUUAUUCUCAUGCAGGGUCUUCACUGACUGAUUACCAGAGGCAUUGGCACAACAGGUUAAUGGAAUCGAUGGAGUACAAAGACAGACUAGACAUACCAGCCACAACUGGCUUGUGGCUCUCGCAGACUGAAGACGGGUCUUCGCGUGAGGACAGUUCCAGAGAAAUGUCCCCCUCCGGAGACACAGGUUCAAGCACUCAGCCCUCGCCAGCGUACGAGGGGUCUCCGGGGAGGGACACGUCCCCGACGUCUCGCAGGUACCUGUCUCCGAGAAGGGACCUCUCGCCCAGGCCGCACCUGUCUCCCAGGCGGGAGAUAUCACCUUUAAGGCACCGGUCACCAAAGAGGGAAACCCACCUGAACGAUUGGUCUCCGAAGAGAGAUGCCUCUCCGCGCAGGCACUUCCUUCCGAGGAGAGAGAUUUCAUCGCCGAGGCAGGUCUCCCCUGCGAAGGACCUCUCCCCGAGAAGGGAGCUGUCUCCCAGGAGGGAUUACAAGGAAAGGAGGCACAUGCCAUUGAUAAGGGCAACUUCGCCACGGAGAGGCUCAUUCCAAAGUGAAUAUGUAAUGGGCCAGUAUAUGCAACAUUCAGAAUUGAACCUGAGACAAUCCCGGCAGAACCCGUAUGAUGCUAGCAGGGCACCACCAUGGCCCUGGUACCACGGGGAGAAUGCCCAGGGAGAUCAGAACCACUGCCUCCUCCCCGAGGCUCAGCCAGGCUGCCUCUUCACUCACCUGCCUCUGCACUCCCAGCAACAGGUGAGGGCCCCCUACCACAUGAUUCCAAUCGGGGGCAUCCAGAUGGUCCAGUCCGGGGCUCCGGCCUUUCCCGGAAUCCAACCGGCCCCCCAGGUCUCCCUGCGAGGCAGGCAGAGAGAGGAGAGCAUCAUCGACGAGGCCACCCACUGCGUCAUCGAGAGCAUCAAGGAGAUGGACAUCUUCUCCAAGGCCGAGGAGGGGCCGGCGCCCUCCCCGAUGGCCGUCUCGCCACCCAGGCCAAACGUUGCCGAGGGACCGGCCUCACGAGGCCCGGAGGCUGAGGAGGCCUGCCCCCAGCCUGCCCUGGAAGACCAGGCCCUCCCCAGCCGCCCGGAGCCAGCGCGGGCGUUCACAGCCCACCCCCAGAUGGACGAGACCUACGACAGGCUCCGGCAACCGGAGAUGGCGGCCCACCACCCGCUGGGCACCGAGCGCUUUGGCGGGCCGCGCCCCUCCGAGGGAUCGGCCUCCUUCCCCCGCCAGCAUGCCGAGGCCUACCUCGGGGGAGAGGGGACGGCGGACGACAGGCCCGGGAACGCAGACGGGACGCGAUGACCCCCCCCCCAAGCCUCCAGAUGCACUUCAGGAACGCCCUUGCUGUCGGCGAGAAGACGAGGUGGCGGUCAGCAAGGAGGCCGUAAGGCAAGGAGGGCGGGUGGUCUUCACACCAACCUUCGCCCGCCUUUGGACCUGACCCCACAGAAAUAUUUUCUAUUUGUUUGUUUUUCAAAAGAAAAAGAAAACCCUGACCAAAAUUAACCUGCAGGCUUACUUUUAUUGUCCUGUUACGUACUUUUCUUCGAUGUUGCAAAUAUUUUGUGCCUUUUAUUUCUGCUUGUACCCUGUAUGCAAAAUGACAGAAAGGGAGAAUUUGUACAUAUUUUAAACAUUGUGUACCUGCUUAACAAUUGUACUGUUUUCUCUCUAGAGCACUUGGUGGGGUUCGGGGUGGCUUGGGGAGGGGUUUGUCUUAAAUGAUGUGAAUGAUUUAUUUGAAACGGUUUAGUUUUUUUCUCUCUGGGUCGGAGGUGAGUGGGUCGGGAUAUCGUUACACAUGUGAAGUUGCACUAAAAAUGUAUUUUUAUACAAUUGAACUACUCUUGUGUACAGCAAAUGAUUCUGUGAUACUAAAUAUUUAUUAUUUUUGUUUUAUAAAUCGCAAAUGUACUUUCCUCUGCCCCUGCCCCUCUCUGUGUAGAUGCCUCUUACAUGAAGCAUGGGAUUUGUACGCUGUAGAUAUCUUGCUGCUAAGAUCUUAAAAUGUGAGCACUACCAUCAGACCCAGUGCCCCGAUCGCUUGACAGUCUAAGUCAUUGCAUUGUCCUGAACAUCUUUCCGAACAUCUUUCCGGUCUCCUUUUAAAUAUUGAGACAAGGUAGGAUGACGAGAGGGGGAGAAACAGUCUCCAAACUGGAUCCCUUUGAAGGAGAUGGAUUCGGUAACACCUGAGUAGUCAUUUCAAUGUUCCUAUCUCUCUCUCUCUUUCUUCCCCCGCCAUCCCUCAUAAUACUUCGACGCCAGAGAGAGAGGGGCGUGGGUGAUCUUCUUGCCCAGCUGCCUUCAGGGGCUAGGUGCUAAGACAUUUCUUCCCAACAAGAGUUUUGCUUCCAACCCUCCUAGUCCCUGGUUCCAUGGUGGGCUGACCAAGGUAGGAUGAAGGACACCUUUUCCUCUCCACCUUCAGAUACCUGCUGGGGAAGGUAGAUAGUUAACCUGUUAAAUGCCUGAGGUACAAUAAAAGCCCCAUAGAUUCCCCCCCAGGUAGCAGACCUGGGAAAUAUAUCCCUGCUCCUUCAUCAUCACUGGGUCUAAAUCCUGGAAUUCCAUGUCCCCUUCCAAGUCACAAACCAUCCUGACUUUCAUGUUUCAUCUUGACUUCGGGAAAAAAGAAUUGCCUCUCCUUCAUCUUCCCAGGGUCCAGGUCCUGGAACUCCUUCCCCAACAGCACAGUGGGAGCACCUUCACCAGAAGGACUGCAAUGAUUGAAGAAGGCGGCUCACCACCACCUUCUCAAGGGGCAGAUAGGGGUAGGCGAUAAAUUCAGGCCUUGACAGCAGUGAGCAGAUCCUUAAAACAUGAAUAAAUAAGAAAAGAAAAGCUCCCAUCCUCUGGACUAUGUCCUUUCCCCUCCUGGUUUUCCUGCCCUGCUCCAAGUCACAAGUAAAUCCUAUUUUGGCAAUGGAAAUUAGAACACGCCAAGGUAAUUUGAUGUGCUCUCUUUGUAAUGACCAGUGAUUCUAGGGCAUAAUUUAGUUGUGAAAGUCAGGGUGAAGAUGGUGAUGCCUACUAAUUUUUUAUAUAUUGAACGAAAACAAUGUACAGUGAUUAUGCACUUAAAAAAGAUUGAAAACUGAUGACUGCAUAUAUUGUAAUCAUUUGAAUUAAAUUUUUAAUCCAGAUUGUUGCUGUAUUCAUUAUAAAUGAAGAGAUUAUCAGUGAUUUUUAAAUAUAGUACUGUUUAGCAUUAAUUAAAUUGUAUCUGGGCUGUGUGCAUCAUUUUAGAGCUUUAAAUAUGAUGGUUUAAGAUUUAAAAAAAUCACUUUAAAAGAUAUUUUAAACUGAUAAGUGAAUAUGUUUUUUUUGUGUAUGUGCUUGAUAUAUUAGCAAAGACAGAAAAGAAUACAUUCCAAAAAUUUGUACAUAUUGUAUAUUUCAAGUGAGCUAUCUGUGCAAUUUCUGUGUAAGUACUUAUAAACUGACACUGUCGCCACAUUUCCUGUUAUUACACUUUACUGUACAGCAGAGACUUUAACAACGAGCUUGAUUAAAAGCACAGAACUGUCAUUAAAAG